Molecule: messenger RNA, 1485 nt
Organism: Oikopleura dioica
Lineage: Eukaryota; Metazoa; Chordata; Appendicularia; Copelata; Oikopleuridae
Source: the annotation of a GenBank genome assembly
AUGAGCUCAAGGACAGAAGCGUCCACUAUUUUAGUAACAAGUGGUGAAACGAAAUGCUUUGGAACUGUAAUUAGCGAAAAUUUUGUCAUUUUCGCGAUCGACUGCGUUACAGAUGAAAAAUUACUCAAGAUUUUCUCCGUCUACGAUGAAUUGACAAUCAAGAAAAUUUUGUACGAUGAUUACGGGAGCUUGGCAAUGGUAGAAACAGUGGAAACUUUAGAAGUGCAAAUGUGCGUCAGCGAGUCAACACCAGGUACGAAUGAAGAAUGCCUCUCACUUGAUUCAGAAUACUUCCCGAAUUUUUACCGGACGUCGCCCUGUCCAGUCGGCAGUACUGAAACAACUUGCUUUGAUAAUAUUCCUUCCAGGUUGAUAACGAACAUGCUAAGUGUUCCUAUCAUCUGCGGCAACCGACUGGUCUCAUUCUACCUGGAUACCGAGUCAAUCCAAUUCAUGAGUCUUCAACAAUCGCAAAAAACCAUCACUGCCGCCAUUGAAAAAAUUAAAUCUCAACAAGUUUCUGAAGAAGACGACAAUCCCUUCAUUCAAUCAUUAUUCAUGGGUCGUCGGCAAGUUCAUUCAUUGGGGAUGCAAAUUAAAUGCCUGAUUAUCUCUUUUAGAAAGCCGCAAAUUGCUCCGGAAGAAAACGUUAUGGUGACAUAUGAGUAUCAGUAUGAUUACACGGAGGUGGACGGCGAGGAAACUGCGGAGGCUUUCCAGGACUAUGAAAGUCGCGGAUCCAAGAAAAAAUCGAAGCCUGAGAAGACAGCUUCUAAAAGCCCAAAGAACAAACUCGGAAAAGAAUCUGCAACGAAUCUUCGUACAUGUGAAAAUGUCGAGCAAACAUACGACAUUCUCCCUGACGAUGUCAUCACAGCCUGCGAAAAUACAACCAAUUCGUGUGAAUUUUCAUGCUCCACUGUCGGUCACAUCCCAACCAUCGCAAGAGCAACGUGUAAAAAUGAAAAGCGCAAGAAAUGGGAGCCAAAACCAAAAAGAACUGGCUCUGUCGGUUGCGCCAGACCAGAACAUCAGACAAAGUGUGGCCCAAUAACGCGCCAUUUCGAAGUCGACUUUGAUUCCGGCGUCAAUAUCGACUGCAACAAGAAUCGAUGCUGGAUCAGUUGCCCCGAAACGAAAGUCAACACUCUUCCUCGUUGGACGAAAGAAGUCAUUUGUAGAAAUUCUGUGAGGAACAUUUGGAAUAUCAAGAAGUCAAUCGACAUCGCCUGUGUCAACCCUUCUCUUCGAGCAAGAGAAGAGAGUCUCAAAUGCGGCGCUUUAGAGGACUUCUAUCCUUGGUACAAGAAAUCGGACAUAACUGCUAUUUGCUCUGGAAGAAGAGAAAAAUACGAGCAAUGCGAUUUCUACUGUCCCGAUGGAACCAGACCGAAAAGAAAAGGAGAAGUUUUUGAUUCUGUCAUUUGCCAUCGGGGAAAGAGGAAGUUCGAGCCAGCUCUAGAAGAAGCUCCGGUUUGCGGAUAA